AUUUUAGGGAGCAGGCUAGCAGGCAGGGCCCAUGACUUACAUCAUAGGAGCCUACACAACACAAAAGACUGUUGCUGUAUGUAGGUUUUAUUUGUUUUUUUAUCUUAUAUUUUGGAAACGUACAUCCAGUUUUUUCCCUCCUUUAUUUUUUUUGCCCUCCCCAAGAGAGUGGGGCCCUAAGCUAUAACUUGUUUAUCUUAUACGUAAAUCCGGCACUGGUUCCUAGGAUCCUUAGGCCGGGGUGGGUGGGGAGCCAUGACAGUUCCAUAGCGGUUCUGUAGCGCUUUGCAUUUACGGUGGGUCCAAAAACGGAGGCGCUUGGCGGCUGGGAGUCUGUUUGGAGAGGUUUGUUACGCAGAAGCCAAAAAGAAGAGGCCCCUUCCCCAAUUUUGUAGGGAGAAGAAGAAGCCGGGGUGGGGAGAGGGCUGGGUGGCGGUGGCAAAGGCUCUUAGCCUGGAUAGGACUAGGCCUCAGCCUGCAUUCCUGCUCUGAUCCGCUUUGAAGAUUUUUAUUUUUAUUUUUUUCCCCAGGCGGUAGGUAUACACCUUACAAAACAAAACAAUUAAUGAAUCCAAGGCCUGCCAGUUUCCUAAUAAUAAUAAUAAUAAUAAUAAUAAUAAUAAUGACUUAUUCCCCCACCCACCCAAACGGGGUUGCCCCAGCCCCUAAGCUCCCUCGGCCUUGAGAUAAGAGAUAUCUCAUCUGACUCCAGCGGGGCAAAGGCCUGCUGUAGGAUUGCCUAACAAUUUGGAAUUUAAUGCAGGGUUGCCGCACAAUUUGGAUUUUAAUGGGCUGCGGGUUAGCUUGUGUGGGGCUGUGGCUUUACAAGGAAGGAUCUGGCCGUAUUCUCCUCCCCCCUGCCUUCCGUGUUAUGUAUCUUGGUGUUUGCCUAUAGCCACCAGCUUGGCAGUUUUAAGAGGAUAAAUAUUAAUUGGCAGAGGCGAAGGUAUCGCUGGUCACUAGGAACGGUGGUUGAGAGGUUCUCUGGGUGGAACAGAAAUGGAACAGAAAGUGGCUCAUGGAUGUUUAUAUCAUAUCAUAUCUAUCUAUCUAUCUAUCUAUCUAUCUAUCUAUCUAUCUCCUGGUUGUGUAAAGGCAUCUGUUUGGGCCACAGUGGGAAGUUGUUGUUGUUGUUAUCAGUGCUUUUUUCCCCCUUUAAAAAAUGCUUAGGGGUACUCUCAUUUUGACUCAAGAAAAUCACAAUUUUAUAGUUCAAAUCGGGGGGAAAUAAAUACAGUACAUGAACAAAAGUACAAAGAUUUACAAAAUGUUUAGGGGUAUGCAUACCCUUGCGUACCCCCAGAAAAAAGCACUGAUUAUUAUUAUUAUUAACGGUCCAUCCAUAGAUCUCAGGGUGAUUUGCAACAAAAAAAUACAAUAAAAACCCCCAAAUGCAUAAUAAAAGUAAGAACCAAAACAAACCAAUAACCCCAGCUACCUCCUUUUUGGCUUACUUUAUUUAUUUAUUUGGAGCAUUCGUACCUUGCCCUUAUGCCAAAAAGGCUCCCAGAGUGGCUCACGUGCAAUCAAUUAAAAACAAGACAGACUUUUACAGUCUUAAAAAAUGUGUUACAUGAGGGAAAAGAGGUAGAGAGGGAUGGGUGUGUGUGGAAUCAAAUGCAUGCACCAGUUCUUAAACAGUUGCUCUCAUAUUAACCAGAUGACAUAAUUGGUUGGGCUAGGUUUGGUCUGAUCCUGCCCGUCUCUUGUGGGAAAUAUGCAGCUCAGUGGCAAAGCAUCUGCUUUGCGUGCAGAGGGUCCCAGGUUCAAAUCCAAAUUUAUUUGCUCCUUGCCCUGGAAACAAUAGCCGACAGCUGCAUCGGACGUUUGGCUUCCGGAAAAAUUGGAAAACCGGAACACUUACUUCCGGGUUCUCGGCAUUUGCGUACCAAGGCAUUUGAGUACCAAGGUACCACUGUGCAGCUGGACUGUGUCUUCAGGAAGACAGAGAGCUUGCAAAAACCAGACCUCAGCUGCUUGCUCAAUUGCCAACAUGACUCUUUGGGCAAAGGAUAGGUCACCUCUACCUGGAAUUCAUGUUUUCAGCUUGUGGUAAUGAAUUUCCUGCUGGGCAACAAGUCUUAUAUUUUUAUUUAUCUUGCUGCCGUGAAUGUUUUAGCAGAUACUUUGAGUCACAACAUUUGCUUCAUUGAAGGAGCUUUUGAACCAUCGCCAUGCAGGCUCUUCUGGGAAUUUUCUUCUUCUCUCUGCUAACUACAGGUAAGGGGCAGCUGGAAGCUCCUAAUGGUAUCAGAGUGGGAGAUUUAUUUCAUUAGGAAAUCUGUGUUCUUCAGCCUAGAGGCCCUGGACUGCAACUCUCAUAAUCCCGGGCCAUCGACUGCAAAACACUGAAUUACAUCCAAGCUGGUAUGACUUGGUGUCUAUUUAUUUACAUGACUAUCCAGUAGGGAUGGCUGAAUCUGUCAACUUCAUUUUCUCUCUCUCAGCUCAUCAUUUUUCCAAUUUAAAUUUAGUUCUCCAUAUUUCUGCAUGAGUUUGAGAUUUUUUUUUCAUCCUCGGGAAAAUUAAUCAGCAUUUUCAAAAAAGCCUCAAAAACAGAAACGCAAAAUAAAUAGCAAAAAAAGCGCCAAACUUAAAAAACUAAAAAACCCCAGGUCCUCCUCCUCCUUUACUGCCACCGCUGGAGCCAAUCACCCCUUUGCCACUUCCAGAGAGAGAUGCAGACAGAAGCUGCAGAUCCAUUCUAGCCUUUUUAUUCUGCCUGUGCCUCUCUCUGUCUGCUUCUCCUGGUCACUGGUUUUUUAAAACAUUAGGGGGUGCCUGGGUACACCCGGCAGACACCCAACACAUGCUUAUGGUAAGAUGCAAUGUCAUGGGCAAGGCUAAAAGUACGGUCCCAAUCCUAUCUGCUAUCUACGAACCUUACUGCUGUAUACAAGAGCAAUGCAUGAACAGGGUCUGUGUGUGUGCUCUGAUUCCACAGAAACACAGGAGGGCAAAAAUGUACUUAAUGUAAAUUUGCUCCUUUAUCUGGCAUACAGGUUCAUUUUUAAAAUAAAUAAGGAGUAUAUGAAGCGCACAGAGCCUUGCUUAUAGCCACAAGGUUUUGGAGACCCUGUUUUGUUGUGGGUAUAUUCUGCAAUAAUGUCAUUAAUACAAUAGCAGUGUAUUACUGGUGGAUAUGCUCUGCUUUAGUUUGUUCUGGAGAGCUUCCCCAAUGCUAUUGCAUUAUUGUUGUGUGGAGCAGAAUUUUUUUUUUGGGGGGGGAAUACCCUGAUUGGAAAUGAUGCAAUGUGACCGCCCAAAAACGUUUGCAGGCUUAAACAGUACUGAAAUGUGUAUGACUGCCCUAGUAUUACUGUUGAGUACAAGUCAUCUAGAAUAUGCAGUAAAAAGGAUGCCAGAAGGAGUUCUGAGUGGUUUAAAAAUAAAUACAAAAACAAAAGUAGAGGAGCAGCCAUAUCAACCCUCUACUCUGGUUGACAGCUUUGAAUUCUACCCACCCUGUAUCAUUCAUGCAAUUGUCUUCUCUUCCCUUUCUCCAGGUGCCUCUUUGGACUGUGUAGUUUGCCGUGGAGAAACAUUCUGCACUGGCAGAAAGGAACCUUGCCCUUCUGCUGCUGAUGUGUGUUACAUUACUUUGGCAGAACGCCCAAAAGGUGGACCGUAGGAGUGAAUAGACUGCAGUUUUGUGCAAAACUCAUGAAUCCACUGGCAACAUUGGUCCUUCCCAACCUGGAGGGCUGCUCACAUCCUCGAAUGAGAGAGAGAAUCUCUUGCCUUCUGUGUGCAGGACAUUAGCCCUGCUACUGAGCAACUGUCUCAUCCUCGUGUGUGAGGUGUGGAGAAAGCAAGUAGGGUCAUGGCCUUCAAAGCCAUAUGUUGGGUUUUACCCUCGUUCUCAGAAAGACAGCCCAAUCCUUAGUUCAGGGUGUAUUGGCUGGGCCUCUACUGCCCAAGAAGAAUAGUGCCUCUUCUCAUUAUAUAACUCAUUGUGCCUCCAUUUUCCUGUCUAUAAAUGCAUAUUGGGGUGGGGACUCAAUAUUUCAAGCCUUAUUGAAUAGCAUACUGCAUACUAAGGAAGGGUGAGAUUCUCACACUUAAUCUCCUUUGGGGCUCUGGGAUUUACCCCACCCAAUUUUGUUCUUUACCUCAGUCUGGUUUUCACUUUCUGCCCAGUUCUUGCCGCCCUUGAAGUGAAAAAGGUUAGCUUGUGUAUGCUUUGUGCAUCUUCAUCGCCUGUCGUGCAUGCCCAUUUGACGCAUAACCCACGAGGAUUCUGCAGGCAUCCCCUUACGCCUUCUAAAUAUACCCUCCUUUCUUGUUUUCUGCAGAUAACACCACAGUUACAAAAGUAGUGAAGGGCUGCCUUUCCCCUGACCUCUGCAAAAUAUGGUUCGAGAUCGAUCUUGGACAGGAUAAACACAUCAGGGAAAGCACUGUCUGCUGCUCAAAGGAGAAUUGUUCGCCAGAUUCCCCUGAAUGUAGGUAUUAUUUUACGGGCAACUCCCAAUUUGCACAGGGGUUAUGUUCCGAGGCUCCAAGCAUUUAUGUGAAAUCAAGUAUAUUUGAAACACCAUUGGAAAAGCCUCCAAACAACCUUAAAACCUCUGGAAACCCUUUAAAACCAACAGCACUUACCAACGCCCAACUCCACGACAUUCACUUCCUCCACACCUCCAACUCUCCACAGGCCUCAAUGGUCGGUCAAGGGUUCCUCGGAUUGCACUUGCAAAGGCUUGUUGGGUUGCUAGGCUCUGUUUUUGUGCCUUUUGCCCUUCCUGGGCUCUUUUAAGGAGGUUUUUGCCAUUUUUAAAGUAUGGGUUUGGCACCAUGCAUGUUUGUGCAGUUGUGGGCCAACUGGGCACGUUUCAAUUGGUCAUUUGCCUGUGCUCGGUAGCGGGUGGCAGAGCAGGAUGGGGCAGUGCCGCAUAUACUAGAGAGCCCACUCCUGGAGGUCUGCCCCCAUGCCCCCUCGCAAUUUGCAGUUGAGCGAGUGGGCAGGAUCAGUUUCCCAGGCAUCAGGCUCAGCCUGGAAGCUUCCUUUGCUGCCUGGAAAACUACCCCUGGGGCUUCCCCAUUGGAUCUCAGUGGACUCGUAGCAUAUGCAACCUUCUGUUUUCUGCCCUGAGAGAACUUUGCUGUAAACGGAUCCUAGGUAUGUUUGUUCCUAAAGCAAACCUUUCCGUGGAGCUCAGGUCAUUCUUCCGGCAUUCUGCCCAGACCAGAAGUCUGACAAGGAGCAUAACUGGCAAAAGAUGGAUGUGUGGAGAACGAUGGAUGUGUGGAGAUCAAUGGAUGUGCCCUUCAGGCACAUGAAGGAAUUCAGCAGGGCAGGUGUGGAGGACUCCCUGGUCUUGAAUGGGGUAACUGUGCCCCUGAAGGACAAGGUCCACAGCCUGGGAGUCAGUUUGGACUCACAGCUGUCCAUGGAGGCGCAGGUGAAUUCUGUGUCCAGGGCAGCUGUCUCCCAGCUCCAUCUGGUACACCAGCUGAGACCCUACCUGCCCGCAGACUGUCUCGCCAGAGUGGUGCAUGCUCUAGUUAUGUCCUGCUUGGACUACUGCAAUGUGCUCUACGUGGGGCUACCUUUGAAGAUGACCCGGAAACUACAGUUAAUCCAGAAUGCGGCAGCUAGACUGGUGACUGGGAGUGGCCGCCGGGACCAUAUAACACCAUUCCUGAAAGACCUACAUUGGCUCCCAGUACGUUUCCAAGCACAAUUCAAAGUGUUGGUGCUGACCGUUAAAGCCCUAAAUGACCUCGGCCCAGUAUAUUUGAAGGAGCGUCUCCACUCCCAUCGUUCAACCUGGACACUGAAAUCCAGCUCCAAGGGCCUUCUGGCAGUUCCCUCACUGCGAGAAGUGAGGUUACAGGGAGCCAAGCAGAGGGCCUUCUUGGUGGUGGCACCUGCCCUGUGGAAUGCCCACUAUCUGACUUUUAGAACACAUGUGAAGGCAGCCCUGUUUAGGGAUGUUUUUAAUGUUUGAUGUUUUAUUGUGUUUUUAAAAUUCUGAUGGGAGUCGCCAGAUGGGCAGGGAAUGAAUGAAUGAAUGAAUGAAUAUCAUCAUCAUCAUCUGCUGGAGAAGUCAUCCAUUAUCCAUGCUUCGUAACUUCUAAUGUUGCACGUGGGGCUCUCCUUGAAGGUGCUUUUGAAACUGAAGCUAGUACUGAACACAGCUCACUGAGACGACUUGUCGGAAGCAUGCUUUGGCAGUAUUUAAAAAACUCCUUUGGCUUCCAGUCCAAAAUAUAGGGGACAACUCUGAAAGACCAAAAUCAAGUGUGAGGCAACUUUGGCCCUUCAUGAUGCUGAAAGACUACUAUCAUCAGCCCUGGCAAACAUAGCCAAACAUAGCUCCCACCAGAUGCCAAGGAAAUAAACAACUAUCUGACUUUUAGAAGACAUCUGAAGGCAGCCCUGUUUACGGAACUUUUUAAUGUUUGAUGUUUUAUCGUGUUUUUAAUAUUCUGUUGGGAGUCACCCGGAGUGGCUGGGGAAACCCAGCCAGAUGGGCGGGAUAUAAAUUAUUAUUAUUAUUAUUAGUAGUAGUAGUAGUAGUCAUUUUAGCCCAAUACCAUGAGGAAAGAAGUAAUCACUUUCUACUCUGUCUAGACAGACACAGCAUGCAUCAAAAAGGGCUAGGAAGCUUCUGCUUCUGCACUGCUGGGGGCAGGGGAUCAUAGGUGGGAGGUAAGGACUAGGAAUACUUUGUCUAAACUAAUCUGCACCACACUGUCUUUCCUUAAUUCAAUUGAUUCCUCUUAUGUUUCAGUGCCAAGAAUGCCCCCCGAUGUCAAUGGAAAGUUUUGCCCAUCCUGCUAUUCUAAAAAUGAUGUAUGCCCUGAGGAAUAUGUCUAUUGUACUGGAGGGAAUGCUUUCUGCAUAGGUUUUAUCACGGUUACAGGUAUUGCUAAUUGUGAUUUCCGAUGCUGCAGUCCAUUUCAGUUUUUCUUCUUCCUAUGGGAUGUGGAUUGAUUUUCAGUAUCGGUGGGAAAGAAUUGUAGCUCAGAGCUAGCUUUUCCUGAGAUGCAAACAGCAUCUUCAGAGAGGUGACUUUUGUGGAGACUGAGGCAGGGAGAGAAAGAGUUAAUUUUCCCCCAACCCUGCCCUCUUCAUCCCCUUGUCCCCUCAGAAUUUCUUGUGGCUGCUAUUUACCAAAGAAAAAUGUGCACCUUAAAUGCAUGGAUGUAGUUAAUGUUGCUUCUAGCAUACUUUCCUUGCAAAAAACCCCAAGCUGAAUCACUGGCACCUCCAGUUAAAGGCCAUAGAUAGAAAAGAUCUUCCCCGAGACUCUUGAGGGCCACUGCCAGUCAGAGUAGCGGACAAUAAUGAGCUAGAAUGAUUUAUCCAGUCGUCUUUUGAUUGUGUGUUCAUGAUGAUUUGUACUCAGGAUGCUAUCAGGGUGAUGACACACGAUUCUCCCUUUCAAGACUGCUGCUGCAAAGGUUCUGGGACAGUCACUGCUUCAUUUCGAACCAGUGCAUAUCCUGCUGAAAUCCCAUAACUUUUCCUACCACAAAUAUUUAAUUUUGUCCUGCUUUUGUUGGGGGCUAAAUCCCCUCCGGACAGGAAUAAUGUGGUAGCACUGGAAACCCACCACUUCCUAUUAGUGUGCCAACAACACGUUGCAAAAUACGCCCACAAUAAACACCAGCCUGGAGGCACCUGCAGCAGAUGCAGAAUUGAGCCCCACCCUUCUGCCCAUCAACUGAUGUCAUGAGUUGUCGGAGCCAGCCGUUACAAGUGGCGCAGUUUAGCAUAAAAUAAAGACACAGAGAGCCAGCAAUAUUUUCAGGAUGGUAUGAGCAGCUCCUUUUGAACUUCUCUCCCCUCCGGUAACUUUUUUUUUAUUCUUUGUCCCUCUCCAGCCGCAUGGCCAUUUGCCAAUGUCUCACGUUACCUCAUCCGGUCAAGGCUUUUAUUGCCCCCAUCACCAUAUAGGGUCAUCACUGCCCAGAGGAAACACAACUCCAUUUAAGGUCAACACAUUCCAAUACAUUGUAAAGCUCAGAGUGCUGGUCAGCCGAGGUCAGGGGGCACCCUGCAAUAUUACAAGCCUUUACCGUGGCUUUAUGACUCCCACAAUGAGUGAUGUCUUGGCAGGUGGGUGUGGCUUGAGGGAAAUGCCCUCAUGUGCCUGGGAGGCCAAAAUUGGCCAGUGGGGCAGAGGUCCCCCUGCCCCCUCCGGUCUAGUAGCUCAAGGCAGGUAACUUUCGAGUCCAGUCACAGCAACCAUUUUGGUUAGAAAGCAGAACAGUUGGUUGGGCUCUUUCAGUCUUGCUCUGUAUUGUCAGGGGAACCUGUUCCGAUGCAAACAGACUGUACCAUGGUAACCAUGGCCAGAGCUUAGAUGUUCUGACAAAUUGGGUAUUUCCUUGAAACCUCCUCUUUGCUAUCCUUAGGCUAUUUGCAGUUGACCUUUUCAUCUGAUGUUCCCUUUUUUGUAUUUUUGUUUGCCAAAUAAUAUUUAUUAGUUUUCCAAAAUUUCAACAAAUCAAUGCCAAAUUACACCAAAUUUAAUAUAAUUUCUCCCCAAAAGUUGACUUCUCACUCUUUGUCCUCAAUGUGUCCCUACUUUCUCCCAUUGCUCCUUGAUAUUACAUAUUUAUCUCUGAUUCACAUUUCAUUCCUUGUAUUCAAUUUAUUAUUAUUGUUAAUUACAGUGGUACCUUGGGUUACAAACGCUUCAGGUUACAGACUCCGCUAACCCAGAAGUAGUACCUCGCGUUAAGAACUUUGCUUCAGGAUGAGAAAAGAAAUUGCACGGCGGCAGCGGGAGGCCCCAUUAGCUAAAGUGGUACCUCAGGCUAAGAACAGUUUCAGGUUAAGAACGGACUUCCGGAAUGAAUUACCGUAAGUUCUUAACCAGAGGUACCACUGUAGAAUACUAAUUAUCAAUUCCUGCUCAUACAUUUACAUAACAAUAUCAUAAUACCUUAACCUCUUUUGCUCCUUUGUUCUAAUUUGGUAUAUCAGCUUAAGGUCAGCCAUGAUGGAUAAAAUAUAUGUGUCCUACCGUGGAUAGGUAUUUUUUUAAAUUGAGCAGAUCGGGUUUUUUGUGUGUGCGCGCUAGUUCCUGACUCCCCUGACCACUCGCCUUUGAUUUCCCUUGCAGACACGAACGUCGUAAAUAGCACCAUGAAGGGCUGCAUUUCUGAAUCUGGCUGCCAGACACUACAAUCAAUGAACAGACCGCUUUCUGCCUUUCCUAAUAUGAGAAAUGUGACCUGUUCCCAGGCCAAGGUCUCUCAAGCCAGCAGGGCUGCCCCCUCGUUAGCAUAUCCCCUCCUGGUUCUCCUGCUGAUGAAACUUCUCUUAUAAUGUCUCUUUUGCAGCAUCUCAGCAAUGAAGAAAUACUCCUCUCUUCCCCCUUUGCCUCUUGUUUUCACUUCGGCCUUUCAAGGGUAUUUGCCUUCUUCUCUGUUGUAUUGAGUGAAAGUUAAUAAAAGUUG
Molecule: messenger RNA, 9417 nt
Organism: Podarcis lilfordi (Lilford's wall lizard)
Lineage: Eukaryota; Metazoa; Chordata; Lepidosauria; Squamata; Lacertidae
Source: the annotation of a GenBank genome assembly